AUGACUUCAUUAUUGUUCUAUUCCAUCAUGUCAUCAAAGCCCCUGCGGGUAGGCGUAAUCGGCCCUGCAGGUUUCGGAGGAUCCUAUCUCACUGUCGAGUUGCUGAAUCGAGGCCAUACCGUGAUUGGCAUUUCACGCAACCCCGAGAAAGUAGGAAAGCAUCCGCGCUACAUCCCCAGGCCAGUAGAUGUCGACCAAGUCUCGAUAGAGGAACUAUCGGAAGUUUUCGAUGGCCUGGAUGUCCUGGUCAGCGAGUUUGGACCGCAUACAGCUGGUCCUGGGGCUUUAUUGUACAUGCCGUUACUAGAAUCCGUUCGCAAGAUCCUGCUCGCCUACAAGCUACGGCCCGCGUCAUACUUCAUCUUCGUCGGCGGCGCAGGCUCCCUCCACGUUCCCGGCACUAACAUUUCCUGCGUCGACCACCCAGACUUCUUCCUCGCCUACCGCCGCGCCAUCUCCACAUCACUAGCGCAUAUAGCAUACAUGGAAGAGCGCCUCGGUAUCAUGGGCACCUCACUGCGACGAUACCGCGAAGCCAGAUUAGCAGAGAGCUCCGGGAUCACCACGGAAGAAGACAGAACUGUGAUCGCAGACUACGAGAAACAAAUCCGCGCCAAAGACAACGCAUCAGACUUUAUUAAAGCGGGGCGAACGACGUACAUGUUCUUUGAGGACCGGAAGAACUUUGAUUGGAGUUUUGUUUCGCCGUCUGCUUUGUACCGUCCUGGGAAGAGGACUGGGAAGUACGAGAUUAGUGUUGAUGAGAUGGUGUUGUUGGGGGAGCAGCAGGAGGGCAAAGAUGUGUUUGAGGGGAGGUUGACGGGGAUUAGUGUCUCGGAUAUGGCGAUUGCAAUUGCGAAUGAGAUUGAGCAGAAGAAAUUGGUCUGGAAACAUUGGAGUGCUUGGGGUGAUAUCAGUGAGGAUAUGCCGGCGCCGGCGUAUGUGUUUUUGGAUGCUGUGGAGGGUGGUAGUAGAUAG
This is a messenger RNA of Alternaria ethzedia, 978 nucleotides long. RefSeq lists its product as uncharacterized. Lineage: Eukaryota; Fungi; Ascomycota; Dothideomycetes; Pleosporales; Pleosporaceae. The coding region runs from base 1 to 978 and encodes 325 amino acids. The record is from RefSeq and is a predicted model, not a curated record. The transcript has 2 exons.